Metarhizium brunneum ARSEF 3297 is the source of this 618-nucleotide messenger RNA. It is a transcript of the gene bli-3, whose product is annotated as Protein bli-3. The record is from RefSeq and is a predicted model, not a curated record. NCBI's taxonomy places the organism in Eukaryota, Fungi, Ascomycota, Sordariomycetes, Hypocreales, Clavicipitaceae.
AUGUCAUUCUCCAACACCUCUACCGGCGACAAGCCCGCCGACCCGUACACCAAGGCCAACAAGGAGGACCCCGACGUGCGCACCAAGGUGGCAGACCUGGGAACCUUCAUCACAAACUGCAAGUACGGCAUGAUGACGACGCGAUCAGCCGGCUCCAGCCGCCUAGCCUCCCGCUGCAUGGCCCUAGCAGGGACGGAGAACAACGGCGUCGACCUAAUCUUCCACACCAACACCGAGUCGGGCAAGACGGACGACGUCGCCGGCGACCCGGACGUCAACAUGGCCUUCCUCAACGCCACGGGCGAAUGGGCCUCGGUGUCGGGCCACGCGUCCAUCAUCACCGACCGCGACGCCGUCAAGAAGUACUACAGCCCUACUCUCAAGGCGUGGCUGGGCGACCUGGGCGACGGCGUUCACGACGCCUCCGAGAAUGAUCCCCGCAUCGGCAUCGUCAGGGUCACGGCCGAGACGGCCACCUAUGCGCUGUCGGGAAAGGGCCAGAUUAUGCAGGCGGUUGAAAUUGCCCAGAGUGCAUUGAGAGGCAAGCCCGCCGAGGUGAAUAGGCUGAGACACAUAUCGGAAGAGGAAUUCAAGGCGUGGCGCGUGCAUCAAAACUAG